Molecule: messenger RNA, 1484 nt
Organism: Bombyx mandarina (wild silkworm)
Lineage: Eukaryota; Metazoa; Arthropoda; Insecta; Lepidoptera; Bombycidae
Molecular function (GO): protein binding
Source: RefSeq, a predicted model, not a curated record
UUCGUAUGCUUGCCUGCGCGGAGUUUGCUCUUUAUAUUAAUUAUUGUAUAAUCUAUAAUUUGCCCUGAGCAUCGUACGCGUAGCCGUAAUUUACUAGUAUUUCCAUCUAAAGUACUAAAUAAUAAUAAAAUAUGAGUAUAAAAAUUGAAGCUGAAACUAAAGUUGAUUCUGUACCGUAUGUUCUCGCUUGGGAUGAAAAAUUGUUUGUAGGUACAGAAAGCGGUCACAUAUACUCUUACAGCGCUGAUCUGUCUUCAAAUACAUCAUGGCCAGCGCAUUCCGUCCAAUUGUUUGCGUUGGCAGCUGGGGAAGGAAAUAUUUAUUCUUCUUCUAACGAUGGAUGUAUCAGAGUAUGGAAUUCAGAUGGCGAAAAAAUUAAAGAAUUCCCUUUGAACGGAGGGGAUGUCGGUGUGUUGCGUGUUUUUGGGAAGCAGGUCUUUGCUGGAGAUGAAAUUGGGAAUAUUGUGGUUUAUGAAAAUGGCGUUGAAAAAGCGAAAUAUAAUGUUUUAGAGGAAGUAAAAGAUCUAUGGUUCGAUGCACCUUAUUUAUUUACUGUUAGAGAUUUAGAUGUGACAGUUACUGAAAUAAAACCAGACGAAUCUAAAACGCGUUUUAUCACACGUCGUACAAUGGAAGGUCGUGCACCAUUAAGAGUAGUAGGAUCAAAGCUUUUAGUUGUGGCUAGAGGUGGCAAUAGCCUCAGAUUACAUGACAGCUCUUUUGAUACAGGUUUCAAACUGUUACACGAAAUAAAGGUAAGUGACAUGAUAGUUACCAGCAUAGCUGUGACAGGAGACUACGUUUGGACUGCAGGGUGGGAUGGUUUUGUCAGGAGGUGGAAGAUAGUAAGUGAUAAGCUGGAGGCAGCGGGUGAAGUGAAUCUUGGAGCUUGCGUUAAUUCACUAUCUAGUAAUUUGAAUAAUGUUUAUGCUGCAAUUGCAGAUGGAAAGAUAGUUUUGAUGAAUGCAUAGAUAGAGAGUGCAUAGUUAGAAUGCAUGAUUUAAAAAAGUUUUCCUUUUAAUAAUUUAGAAGAUGCUUUGGGAGUAAACUGUAAACUGAUUAUUAUGUUACUGAUACGAAAUUAAUAAUAUUGUAAGUAUUGUUAGUACCACUCCCCGCGCACUAGGCAGCCUAGCUGCGCAACCAGUUAUGGCAGCCAAUCGACAGCCAUUUGUGAUCCUUUCGCCGAGCGGUAUAAUUCUAUACCUAUUUUAAAGAUGUUCGUACAUACCCAGACCGCUUUUUAACUACACGAGUUUGUACAAGCAUGCUGUGCGUUACAUAACUAAGUGCGUGAAAGAGACGGGUAUAAAUUUAAAGACACACUGUAAGUUCCACCAAAAUUGGAAAUAACCCCAGGUCCCUCAAAUAGGAGCUGAUCAUCAGCAUCUUAUAGGGAUUUAUUUGCGGACUCUUUUGUUAACGAUUUGAAUGGCAAAACAAAUAUGCAUUGACUGCUACAAGUGUGCGGAGACUGACAGCAG